GCGGUGUUUGCACGCUUGCAAAUAACUGACAUCAUAUCUUCUUUCCGUCUGGGGAUUCAGUUAGAUAUUCUCACCGUGAGUAAAACCCCGUGGCGGCCAUAUUAUUGGAUGCGUUAUUGCAAGUUACCCCAAGUCGGAGAAGGGAGGCGGCGGACAACUGCGGGAGUCCGCUCUAUUCCUCACUGUCUUUUGUCAUCUAGCAUAGCCAUGCAAUCUCUACCGGUUCCGGUUUAAAGGUUUUUGUUUGCCAGUGUUUGGUCUCCAUUACUCUUUUCCUUUGGCUUCACCGUUUGCAGCAAAUAUCAAGUGACGUUACUGGAUUUAUAUCCCACUUUACGGAUUUUCCUAAACUGAACCCAACAAUCAGAUAUUUCGUUUCAUGGGGUGUUGUGUCAAGAAUGGGAAAGGAAUGGGACAGUCUUGAGAUUUUAACUUUGUAAUAACAAAAGGUUUUAACUUAGUAGCGUCUCUUGAAUCAUUAAUUGAAGUUGGAGUGGUUAGAAGACGCAUGUAACCGCAAGAAAAGAAGACUGGUUUGUGUAAAGGCUUGACUAUGGGCUGUGUCAAGAGCAAAGACAAGGGGCCGAUGCUGAAGUACCGACCGGAGGCCUCCAACCCCACCCCGGUCACCUCCCACAUGGGCCACUACGGGCCGGAUCCCACCCAGAUGGGCCAAUCACCUGCUGUCAAAGGCCCUGGCAACAGCUUCAACAGCCACUCCUCCACUAUUACUCCCUUUGGUGGCUCCUCGUCCACCAUCACGCCGUUUGGUGGUGCUGCCUCCUCCUUCUCGGCGGUUGCUGUGAGCAACCCCUUUCCUGGUGCAGUCACAGGAGGCGUGACAUUCUUUGUGGCCUUAUACGACUAUGAAGCCAGGACAUCCGAUGACCUCUCCUUCAAGAAGGGUGACCGAUUUCAGAUUAUCAACAACACUGAGGGAGACUGGUGGGAGGCCCGGUCCAUCAACACAGGCAAGAAGGGCUAUAUUCCCAGCAAUUAUGUGGCCCCUGCUGACUCCAUCCAGGCAGAAGAGUGGUACUUUGGAAAAAUGGGGCGCAAAGAUGCCGAGCGACUGCUGUUGGUUCCUGGCAACCAGAGGGGCACAUUCUUGGUCAGAGAGAGUGAGACAACGAAAGGGGCCUACUCUCUCUCCAUACGAGACUGGGAUGACAUGAAGGGAGACAAUGUGAAACACUAUAAGAUUCGUAAGCUUGAUAACGGUGGCUACUACAUCACCACGAGGGCCCAGUUUGAGACACUGCAGAAACUGGUCAAACACUAUACAGAGCAUGCAGACGGGCUGUGUUACAGACUGACUACAGUCUGCCCAACGGUAAAGCCUCAAACCCAGGGCCUGGCUAAGGAUGCCUGGGAGAUCCCCCGUGAAUCACUGCGCUUGGAGCUCAAACUCGGUCAGGGCUGCUUUGGAGAGGUCUGGAUGGGCACUUGGAAUGGGACUACUAAGGUGGCCAUCAAAACCCUGAAGCCGGGCACCAUGUCUCCUGAAGCCUUUCUCCAGGAGGCCCAGAUUAUGAAAAAACUCCGGCACGAUAAGCUGGUGCCUCUCUAUGCUGUCGUAUCUGAGGAACCCAUUUACAUCGUCACUGAGUAUAUGGGCAAAGGGAGUUUGCUGGACUUUCUGAAGGAGGGUGAAGGUAAAUACCUCAAGCUUCCCCAGCUCGUGGACAUGGCAGCACAGAUUGCCGACGGCAUGGCCUUCAUCGAGAGGAUGAACUACAUCCACAGAGAUCUGCGGGCAGCUAACAUCCUGGUUGGGGACAACCUGGUCUGCAAGAUCGCUGACUUCGGCUUGGCCCGACUCAUCGAGGACAACGAGUACACCGCGAGGCAAGGAGCCAAGUUCCCCAUUAAGUGGACAGCGCCUGAGGCAGCGCUCUAUGGCCGCUUCACCAUCAAAUCUGACGUCUGGUCCUUUGGCAUCCUGUUGACUGAGCUGGUCACCAAGGGCAGAGUACCAUACCCAGGCAUGGUGAACAGAGAGGUUCUGGAGCAAGUGGAGAGGGGCUACCGGAUGCCUUGUCCGCAGGGCUGCCCCGAGUCGCUGCACGAGAUGAUGCUCCUGUGCUGGAAGAAGGAGGCUGACGAGCGGCCCACCUUCGAGUACAUCCAGUCUUUCCUGGAGGAUUACUUCACAGCCACGGAGCCACAGUACCAGCCUGGAGACAACCUGUAGAGCUGUUCGCCCCCAGCAGACCACAUCCCCAGCUGCGGCGCUGCUGACUCCACUGCACCCUCUCUGCACACUUCUUCCCCCAGGGAACUUCUCUCUGUCUUUCUUUUAAUUUUUACAAUUUUAUUUAAAAAACUCCUUUGUGUUUUCAAGAGCACAGAAGGUACACAUUAGGGCCUCUUGAUUUGCAACCUUUUGGUUUUGAUAGCCUGUCUCAAAUGGGGGCAAGCCUGUAGGGAAGUGUUAAGGGAAGGGAGCAUGUGUGUGGGUUCGUGUCAGCACAGAGAAAGCAGUGGUUCACUGCAGAUGGGUGGUUCACAGUUGCACAAAUGUUUUCUGUAUUCUUUUCCUGGUCUUUUGUUUCCCCUCUGCUUUGUUUUUCAAUUAUCACCCAAACAGCCUCUGACUGUUUUCAAAUCAAAAAUGUAAUUGUAUUGAUUCUGUUGCCUUUAAUUUUAGAUUUCAAUUCCUUUUUUGUUUUUGUUUGUUUUUAAAAGGUAGUUUCAAAUGUUUGUUUAAAGUGACCAAUAACUGUGGUUGAAAAAUGAUUUGCAUAAGACUGUCAGCUAUGCUGUCAACAAGAGAGAAAGCGGAUAGUUGCUAUUGUGAAUGUAUGCGUGUGAACAGAGAGCAUGAGGAGAACAGAGGUCGAUUUUUGUAAGUUAAACUAGUGGGGAAAGAUUUGUCAAUGUCAGUGACUUGGAUCAUAAAAUCAUGAUGUACUGACUUUUUUCUUUUUUUAAAUAUUUGUGUGCGUUUUAGUGAUUUGAUACAUCGUGUGCAAGGAAGUCCUAUUCAUGAGUUCCACCACGUGCCAGCAAAACAAGCCCUUAUUUCCGCUAACUGCAAAUUUUGUGAAAGUAUAUUUAUAAUGGGAGGCGUGUACAUUCUUUUAAAGUCUUUGAACCGCUGUAAUUUAACAAUGUGGAUGAUCCCUCCAGUUUGGAUUAUCUAUUGGAAAUCGUUUAAAUCUGCACAUAGGUCUAGUUUGUGUAAAUGCAAUGAUUUCCUAAAGAAAACUUUAGCAGAGUCUACAUAUCAGAUCUUUCCGUACUUACAUCUCCACACAUUAUAUUAAAGGUGUCUCGAUUUCUUAGGCCACGCCCCUAUUCUUGUUUGUGAAUAACCACGUUAGUCGUUCAUGUAGAAAUAUGGUCCCGCUAUUUCAUAUUAGAAGAGAGACACUACACUUGCGUCACAGCCAUACAUUUGUGAACACACCGAAUUACUGUAACUUUGAAACGUGCUUAACCACCUUCCCAGCUUUUUGGUACUGUACCAAUUUUCUGGAACGCCGUCGCCCUCUGCUGUUUGCAAUUGGCAUAGCUGCGCUGUGAUUCUCUGGGUGCAGAUGGACGCUGGCGUCGUACCUGUCGUCCAGGAGUUUGGCCCAAGAGCUGAUCCAAAGUUAUAAUGGUCAGAAACGUUCUCCUUCCAUCCUGAUAGCAGCAAGAGCUUUAAAAUUUCUUCACACGGCACAUUGUGGUCAUUAUUCGAUGGUGUAAACUAAAUGGAAUGGCUUGACCUGCCAAGCCUGAAUAUGAAUCUUUAAAUGGUAAUUAGUAGGUGCUUAAAACCCACGAGGUAAUGGUAGUUUAUUAACAGUUUUUACCUCAGCAGUUUUAUGGAGAGGUACAAGUGUUAUAUGUGGUCAUAUGGGGUCAAUAAUUGUUUCAUUUGGUCUUCACAUUAGUUUGCACUUGAUGCAAGUCAAACACUAAUAGUGUGUAAAAGGAAGAUAAAGAUGAGUGUUAUUUGUUUAAAUAUCCCCUCCUUUGGUAUGGAGAGAGGUCUUGCUUUUGUCAUGGUGUAUGACGCUCACUUUACCCCGGGGUCAAGAGUUUCCCCCCUCUGUCACCAGAAUGCAGCCCCUUUUCACACCACCACCCCUCCCCCGCUCUGUCCCUGUGAGCUGUAGGGUAUUACAAGGGCUAUGGACAAGUUUGUGAUAAAUCUCUCUCUUUUGUUCUCUGAAGGAAGAGAACCGGGCAAGGCUUUCGCUGCAGGGGUGAACCAGAGUGUGGAGAAGGUGUGUACUGAUGUGUUGGCAACGAAUUACUAAUCUGAAGAAUUUGUACAGUGAAAAAUAAAGUUUUACGUAAUGCUUUUAACUUGCCUGUUCCAUCAUGUUAAUUUUAAAACAAGAAACCUUUUUUCCCCUCCUGUGCUCUUCUUGUUCCCAUUGUUAUUGCUAUUAUGAUAAGAAUGUCAUGCCUUAGUUCCUUAGUUGCUCAAAUAAAGUCUGAGAAGGUU
Electrophorus electricus (electric eel) is the source of this 4444-nucleotide messenger RNA. It is a transcript of the gene yes1, whose product is annotated as YES proto-oncogene 1, Src family tyrosine kinase. Gene Ontology annotation, molecular function: protein tyrosine kinase activity; ATP binding; protein binding. The record is from RefSeq and is a predicted model, not a curated record. Gene Ontology annotation, biological process: protein phosphorylation. NCBI's taxonomy places the organism in Eukaryota, Metazoa, Chordata, Actinopteri, Gymnotiformes, Gymnotidae.